AUGGCCAGUCGGCCGACAAUCCGCGGUGCAAGGGCCGCGCCAGCCAAGAACGAGAGCAACUGGCAGCAGCGGACAGAGCUGUUCUCGCUCGAUCUGUCGGAUGAGUACAAGACGUACCCAAUGGUCACGGCAAACGAUCUGCGUGGACGGAGGGAACGGCCCCGGAAGGUUAAGAUGCUGAUGCGCGACUUCAUCGAAGACAGUUUAUACAACCCACACUACGGGUACUUCUCGAAGCAAGUGGUCAUCUUCAGCCCCGGGGAACCCUUCAACUUCAACACGCUACCGGACGAGCCGACCUUCCACGCGCAGAUGGGGCAGCGGUACACCGAGUUCGAGGACGCGCUGGACGCCAAGAAGCACGACGACACGCGGCAGCUGUGGCACACGCCGACGGAGCUGUUCCGGCCCUACUACGGCGAGGCCAUCGCGCGGUACCUGAUGUCCAACUACAUCAUGUCGCUGUACCCGCGGCACGACCUGAUCAUCUACGAGAUGGGCGCCGGCCGCGGCACGCUGAUGCUCAAUAUCCUCGACUACAUCCGCGACGUCGAGCCGUGGGUCUACGAGCGCACCAAGUACAAGAUCAUCGAGAUCUCGCCGGCGCUGGCCGAGAUGCAGAGCGCCCAGCUGCUGUCGACCGCCGCGAGCCGCGGCCACGCCGACAAGGUCGAGAUCAUCAACAAGUCCAUCUUCGACUGGGACCAGCGCGUGCCGUCGCCGUGCUUCUUUUUGGCCAUGGAGGUCUUUGACAACUUCGCCCACGACGUUGUGCGCUACGACCUAAAGACCGAGGAGCCGCUGCAGGGCGUCGUUCUCAUCGAUGAGCAGGGCGACUUCUACGAGUUCUACGAGCCGACGCUCGACCCCGUGGCGGCGCGGUACGUGCGCGUGCGGCACGCGGCCACGCAGGGCCGGUAUCCGGCGCCGUACAGCUCGAGCCGCACUAUGCGGUGGCUCAAGGGGGCCAUGCCGUUUGCGCCCAAUCUAAGCGAGCCGGAGUACCUACCCACGCGGCUGAUGCAGUUCUUCGAUAUCCUCGAGAAGUACUUCCCGGCGCACCGGUUACUGACGAGCGAUUUUCAUACCCUGCCCGAUGCGAUAAAGGGGCUGAACAGUCCCGUGGUGCAGACGAGGUUUGAGAGGCGGAUGGUGCCCGUCACUACUCCUCUGGUUCACCAGGGCUACUUUGACAUCCUGUUCCCGACCGACUUCCGCAUCAUGGAGGCCGUGUACGGGGCCAUCACGGGCAAGCUGACGCGCACCAUGUCGCACGAACACUUCAUGAAGUCGUGGGCCUACGUCGAGGACACCGAGACCCGCAGCGGUGAGAACCCGCUGUUGAGCUGGUACAAGAAUGCCAGCGUCAUGGUCACCGUGUAA
Molecule: messenger RNA, 1383 nt
Organism: Anthostomella pinea
Lineage: Eukaryota; Fungi; Ascomycota; Sordariomycetes; Xylariales; Xylariaceae
Source: the annotation of a GenBank genome assembly